CACCUCCUAGAAAAAAAAAAAAAAAAAAAGCCAGUAUAAAGCAGAGAGCCUGAGGGCUAAAUUUAACUGUCCGAGUCGGAAUCCAUCUCUGAGUCACCCAAGAAGCUGCCCUGGCCUCCCGCCCCCUUCCCAGGCCUCAACCCCUUUCUCCCACCCAGCCCCAGCCCCCAGCCCUCACCCCCUAGCCCCCAGCUCUGGAGCUUGUUGGGAGCAAGGGAGUGGUUGCUGCUGGGUCACUCAGCCUCAAUUGGCCCUGUUUCAGCAAUGGGCAGGUUCCUCUUGGAAUUCAUCCCACCUGUGGCUUCCUCUGUGCUCUACCUUUUUAUUGGGGUGACGGUGUGACAGCUGAGAUUCUUCAUCCAUUCCCCCUACUCUAGCACUGAAGGGUUCUGAAGGGCCCUGGAAGGAGGGAGCUUGGGGGGCUGGCUUGUGAGGGGUUAAGGCUGGGAGGCGGGAGGGGGGCUGGACCAAGGGGUGGGGAGAAGGGGAGGAGGCCUCGGCCGCAGAGAGAAGUGGCCAGAGAGGCCCAGGGGACAGCCAGGGACAGGCAGACAUGCAGCCAGGGCUCCAGGGCCUGGACAGGGGCUGCCAGGCCCUGUGACAGGAGGACCCCGAGCCCCUGGCCCGGGGAGGGGCCAUGGUGCUGCCUGUCCAACAUGUCAGCCGAGGUGCGGCUGAGGCGGCUCCAGCAGCUGGUGUUGGACCCGGGCUUCCUGGGGCUGGAGCCCCUGCUCGACCUUCUCCUGGGCGUCCACCAGGAGCUGGGCGCCUCCGAACUGGCCCAGGACAAGUACGUGGCCGACUUCUUGCAGUGGGCCCCAAAUCCAAGGUUUCCCAAAGUGUGGUUCAAGAACCACCUGCAUCUGAAUCUAGAGCGGAGCCCAUCGUGGUGAGGCUUAAGGAGGUCCGACUGCAGAGGGACGACUUCGAGAUUCUGAAGGUGAUCGGACGCGGGGCGUUCAGCGAGGUAGCGGUAGUGAAGAUGAAGCAGACGGGCCAGGUGUAUGCCAUGAAGAUCAUGAACAAGUGGGACAUGCUGAAGAGGGGCGAGGUGUCGUGCUUCCGUGAGGAGAGGGACGUGUUGGUGAAUGGGGACCGGCGGUGGAUCACGCAGCUGCACUUCGCCUUCCAGGAUGAGAACUACCUGUACCUGGUCAUGGAGUAUUAUGUGGGCGGGGACCUGCUGACACUGCUGAGCAAGUUUGGGGAGCGGAUUCCGGCCGAGAUGGCGCGCUUCUACCUGGCGGAGAUUGUCAUGGCCAUAGACUCGGUGCACCGGCUUGGCUACGUGCACAGGGACAUCAAACCCGACAACAUCCUGCUGGACCGCUGUGGCCACAUCCGCCUGGCCGACUUCGGCUCUUGCCUCAAGCUGCGGGCAGAUGGAACGGUGCAGUCGCUGGUGGCUGUGGGCACCCCAGACUACCUGUCCCCCGAGAUCCUGCAGGCUGUGGGCGGUGGGCCUGGGACAGGCAGCUACGGGCCCGAGUGUGACUGGUGGGCGCUGGGUGUAUUCGCCUAUGAAAUGUUCUAUGGGCAGACGCCCUUCUACGCGGAUUCCACGGCGGAGACCUAUGGCAAGAUCGUCCACUACAAGGAGCACCUCUCUCUGCCGCUGGUGGACGAAGGGGUCCCUGAGGAGGCUCGAGACUUCAUUCAGCGGUUGCUGUGUCCCCCGGAGACACGGCUGGGCCGGGGUGGAGCAGGCGACUUCCAGACACAUCCCUUCUUCUUUGGCCUCGACUGGGAUGGUCUCCGGGACAGCGUGCCCCCCUUUACACCGGAUUUCGAAGGUGCCACCGACACAUGCAACUUCGACUUGGUGGAGGACGGGCUCACUGCCAUGGUGAGCGGGGGCGGGGAGACACUGUCGGACAUUCGGGAAGGUGCGCCGCUGGGGGUCCACCUGCCUUUUGUGGGCUACUCCUACUCCUGCAUGGCCCUCAGGGACAGUGAGGUCCCAGGCUCCACACCCAUGGAACUGGAGGCCGAGCAGCUGCUUGAGCCACACGUGCAAGCGCCCAGCCUGGAGCCCUCGGUGUCCCCACAGGAUGAAACAGCUGAAGUGGCAGUUCCAGCGGCUGUCCCUGCGGCAGAGGCUGAGGCCGAGGUGACGCUGCGGGAGCUCCAGGAGGCCCUGGAGGAGGAGGUGCUCACCCGGCAGAGCCUGAGCCGGGAGAUGGAGGCCAUCCGCACGGACAACCAGAACUUCGCCAGUCAACUACGCGAGGCAGAGGCUCGGAACCGGGACCUAGAGGCACACGUCCGGCAGUUGCAGGAGCGGAUGGAGUUGCUGCAGGCAGAGGGAGCCACAGCUGUCACGGGGGUCCCCAGUCCCCGGGCCACGGAUCCACCUUCCCAUCUAGAUGGCCCCCCGGCCGUGGCUCUGGGCCAGUGCCCGCUGGUGGGGUCAGGCCCCAUGCACCGCCGCCACCUGCUGCUCCCUGCCAGGGUCCCUAGGCCUGGCCUAUCGGAGGCGCUUUCCCUGCUCCUGUUCGCCGUUGUUCUGUCUGGUGCCGCCGCCCUGGGCUGCAUUGGGUUGGUGGCCCACGCCGGCCAACUCACCGCAGUCUGGCGCCGCCCAGGAGCUGCCCGCGCUCCCUGAACCCUAGAACUGUCUUCGACUUCGGGGCCCCGUUGGAAGACUGAGCGCCCGGGGCACGGCACAGAAGCCGCGCCCACCGCCUGCCAGUUCACACCGCUCCGAGCGUGGGUCUCCGCCCAGCUCCAGUCCUGUGAUCCGGGCCCGCCCCCUAGCGGCCGGGGAGGGAGGGGCCGGGUCCGCGGCCGGCGAACGGGGCUCCAAGGGUCCUUGUAGCCGGGAAUGCUGCUGCUGCUGCUGCUGCUGGGGGGAUCACAGACCAUUUCUUUCUUUCGGCCAGGCUGAGGCCCUGACGUGGAUGGGCAAAUUGCAGGCCUGAGAAGGCAGCAAGCCGGGCCGUCCGUGUUCCAUCCUCCACGCACCCCCACCUAUCGUUGGUUCGCAAAGUGCAAAGCUUUCUUGUGCAUGACGCCCUGCUCUGGGGAGCGUCUGGCGCGAUCUCUGCCUGCUUACUCGGGAAAUUUGCUUUUGCCAAACCCGCUUUUUUGGGGAUCCCGCGCCCCCCUCCUCACUUGCGCUGCUCUCGGAGCCCCAGCCGGCUCCGCCCGCUUCGGCGGUUUGGAUAUUUAUUGACCUCGUCCUCCGACUUGCUGACAGGCUACAGGACCCCCAACACCCCAAUCCACGUUUUGGAUGCACUGAGACCCCGACAUUCCUCGGUAUUUAUUGUCUGUCCCCACCUAGGACCCCCACCCCCGACCCUCGCGAAUAAAAGGCCCUCCAUCUGCCCAAA
Gorilla gorilla gorilla (western lowland gorilla) is the source of this 3335-nucleotide messenger RNA. RefSeq names its product DM1 protein kinase (gene DMPK). Gene Ontology annotation, molecular function: protein serine/threonine kinase activity; ATP binding. Gene Ontology annotation, cellular component: cytoplasm; cytoskeleton. The coding region runs from base 638 to 2605 and encodes 655 amino acids. The record is from RefSeq and is a predicted model, not a curated record. Lineage: Eukaryota; Metazoa; Chordata; Mammalia; Primates; Hominidae. Gene Ontology annotation, biological process: actomyosin structure organization; peptidyl-threonine phosphorylation. The transcript has 16 exons.